AUGGCCAAGAAGCAAAAAUUUGUUAAUAAAGCUUCUCUCCUCUGCUGGAACUGGUUCUUUCUACGUUAAGUCGAGACCUCGUACGGCUACAAAGCUUGCUUUUCUUAAAUAUGAUCCAAAAAUUCAAAGACGUGUUUUGUUUGAAGAGUCCAAAAUGAAAUAA
Messenger RNA from Schizosaccharomyces octosporus yFS286, 163 nucleotides. RefSeq names its product ribosomal protein subunit L39. Bases 1 to 69 code for a protein of 22 amino acids. Lineage: Eukaryota; Fungi; Ascomycota; Schizosaccharomycetes; Schizosaccharomycetales; Schizosaccharomycetaceae. The record is from RefSeq and is a predicted model, not a curated record. The transcript is spliced from 3 exons.